Erpetoichthys calabaricus (reedfish) is the source of this 7479-nucleotide messenger RNA. Its product is annotated as myosin-10. Lineage: Eukaryota; Metazoa; Chordata; Cladistia; Polypteriformes; Polypteridae. The record is from RefSeq and is a predicted model, not a curated record. Bases 301 to 6225 code for a protein of 1974 amino acids. Gene Ontology annotation, cellular component: myosin complex. Gene Ontology annotation, molecular function: ATP binding; actin filament binding; cytoskeletal motor activity. The transcript has 41 exons.
GUGAGGUCGCCAGGAGCAGCGGUGCGUACGCAGUCAUUAUUCGUCCUCGGAUUCAUUGGGAGAGGUUGGAACGUCUCAUAAUGUUUUCCCGUUAUGUGACCAGGGCGGGAGGAGAGAGCGCGCGCGGAGCUGAGCGCCUGAUUCUCGCUUCUCUGAGCGCGCGCCAGGCCACGCGCAGUUGGCCCCCACUGCAGGUGCGAGCCGCAAGCCAAAUGGAGAAGCGUCUCGUUUGGCGUCCACUGUGGUAUUGUCACGUAUACUGUAUGACAAACUGGACCCGGCAACGCAUGGAAGACUAAAAUGGCACAGAGAAGUGGACAGGAAGACCCAGAGCGGUAUUUAUUUGUUGAUCGAGCUGUUGUAUACAAUCCAGCAACCCAGGCUGACUGGACAGCUAAGAAACUGGUUUGGAUUCCUUCUGAGAGGCAUGGCUUUGAGGCUGCCAGUAUCCGUGAGGAGCGUGGAGAUGAAGUCUUGGUGGAGCUUGCAGAGAAUGGUAAAAAGGCAAUGGUUAAUAAAGAUGAUGUCCAGAAAAUGAACCCACCAAAAUUCUCCAAGGUGGAGGAUAUGGCUGAACUAACCUGCCUCAAUGAGGCUUCAGUGCUGCACAAUCUGAAGGAUCGCUACUACUCAGGCUUGAUUUAUACAUAUUCUGGGCUUUUCUGUGUAGUGAUCAAUCCCUACAAAAACCUUCCUAUUUAUUCUGAGAAUAUAAUUGAGAUGUACAGAGGGAAGAAGCGCCAUGAGAUGCCACCUCAUAUCUAUGCCAUCUCCGAGUCGGCUUACAGGUGUAUGCUUCAAGAUCGUGAGGACCAAUCAAUUCUUUGCACAGGUGAAUCUGGUGCUGGAAAGACAGAAAAUACAAAGAAAGUCAUUCAGUACCUUGCUCAUGUAGCUUCCUCCCAUAAAGGGAGGAAAGACCACAACAUUCCAGGGGAACUUGAGCGCCAGCUGCUACAAGCCAACCCCAUCUUGGAGUCAUUUGGCAAUGCCAAGACAGUGAAAAAUGACAACUCAUCACGUUUUGGCAAGUUCAUCCGUAUAAAUUUUGAUGUGACUGGUUACAUUGUUGGGGCCAACAUUGAGACUUAUCUGCUAGAGAAAUCACGUGCUAUUCGUCAAGCUAAGGAUGAAAGAACCUUUCACAUUUUCUACCAAUUACUGGCUGGGGCUGGAGAACAUCUCAAAUCCGACCUACUACUUGAAGGAUUUAAUAAUUACCGUUUUCUAUCCAAUGGUAAUAUCUCAAUCCCAGGACAGCAAGACAAGGAUAAUUUUCAAGAAACGAUGGAAGCAAUGCACAUUAUGAGCUUCACGCACGAAGAGAUCUUAGCAAUGUUAAGGGUGGUGUCGUCAGUUCUUCAGUUUGGAAAUAUUGUCUUCAAGAAGGAGAGAAACACGGACCAAGCUUCUAUGCCAGAGAACACAGCUGCACAAAAGCUUUGUCAUUUACUUGGGAUGAAUGUGAUGGAAUUCACACGUGCUAUCCUGUCUCCACGCAUUAAGGUCGGCAGAGACUAUGUCCAAAAGGCUCAAACUAAAGAACAGGCUGACUUUGCUGUAGAAGCCUUAGCAAAAGCCACAUAUGAGCGACUCUUCCGUUGGCUUGUACACCGUAUCAAUAAGGCAUUGGACCGGACCAAGAGGCAGGGAGCGUCCUUUAUUGGAAUUCUAGAUAUUGCAGGCUUUGAGAUCUUUGAGUUAAACUCAUUUGAGCAACUUUGCAUCAACUAUACCAACGAGAAACUUCAGCAGCUCUUCAACCACACCAUGUUCAUCCUGGAGCAGGAGGAGUACCAACGUGAAGGAAUAGAGUGGAAUUUCAUAGACUUCGGACUGGAUCUGCAGCCAUGCAUUGACCUUAUUGAAAGGCCGGCAAACCCUCCAGGUGUAUUGGCUUUAUUAGAUGAGGAAUGUUGGUUUCCUAAAGCUACCGAUAAGACCUUUGUGGAAAAAUUGGCGCAAGAACAAGGGACACAUCCAAAAUUCCAAAAGCCCAGGCAAUUAAAAGACAAAGCAGACUUUUGUAUUAUCCAUUAUGCAGGAAAAGUUGAUUACAAAGCAGAUGAAUGGUUGAUGAAGAACAUGGAUCCGCUGAAUGACAAUGUAGCUACUCUGCUCCAUCAGUCUUCUGACAAGUUUGUUGCUGAACUGUGGAAAGAUGUGGAUCGCAUUGUUGGUUUGGACCAGGUGGCAGGAAUGAACGAGACUGCUUUCGGGUCUGCUUACAAAACUAAGAAGGGCAUGUUUCGAACAGUUGGGCAGCUAUACAAAGAGUCUCUGACCAAACUGAUGGCAACACUACGAAAUACAAACCCCAACUUUGUGCGGUGCAUCAUUCCCAACCAUGAGAAGAGGGCUGGAAAACUUGACCCCCAUCUUGUGUUGGACCAGCUUCGCUGUAAUGGGGUCUUAGAAGGAAUCCGAAUCUGCCGGCAAGGAUUUCCUAAUCGAAUUGUAUUCCAGGAGUUCAGGCAGAGAUAUGAGAUCCUUACUCCAAAUGCUAUUCCUAAAGGGUUUAUGGAUGGCAAGCAGGCAUGCGAAAGAAUGAUCCGUGCUCUGGAACUGGACCCCAACUUGUAUCGAAUUGGUCAGAGCAAGAUAUUUUUCCGUGCAGGGGUCUUGGCCCAUUUAGAAGAAGAGCGUGACCUCAAGAUCACCGAUAUUAUAAUCUACUUCCAGGCUGUCUGCAGAGGUUACUUGGCCAGGAAGGCUUUUGCUAAGAAGCAGCAACAGUUGAGUGCUUUAAAGGUGCUACAGAGAAACUGCGCAGCCUACCUGAAACUACGUCACUGGCAAUGGUGGCGUCUCUUCACCAAGGUUAAGCCAUUAUUGCAAGUCACACGUCAGGAAGAAGAAAUGCAGGCCAAAGAUGAAGAACUGUUAAAAGUAAAGGAAAAGCAUGGCAAGGUGGAAAGAGAGUUGGUUGAAAUGGAAAGGAAAAAUCAGCAGAUAAUUGAAGAAAAAAACAUCCUGGCUGAGCAGUUGCAGGCUGAGACGGAGCUUUUUGCUGAAGCAGAAGAGAUGCGGGCACGACUCGCUGCCAAAAAACAAGAGCUAGAGGAGAUCCUUCAUGAUCUUGAGUCACGUGUAGAGGAGGAAGAGGAGCGCAACCAGAGUCUGCAAAGUGAAAAGAAGAAAAUGCAGGCACACGUACAGGACCUAGAAGAACAACUGGAUGAGGAGGAAGCUGCUAGGCAAAAGUUGCAGCUAGAAAAAGUGACCGCAGAGGCUAAAAUCAAGAAGAUGGAAGAGGACAUAUUUCUUUUAGAGGACCAAAAUUCCAAGUUCAUAAAGGAGAAGAAAUUACUCGAAGACCGAGUCUCUGAGAUAACUUCCCAGCUAGCUGAGGAGGAGGAGAAAGCCAAGAAUCUAAGCAAAUUAAAGAAUAAGCAGGAGAUGAUGAUCGUUGAUCUUGAAGAGAGGUUGAAGAAAGAAGAGAAGAGCCGUCAGGAACUGGAAAAGGCAAAGAGAAAGUUGGAAGGCGAGACAACAGACCUUCAGGACCAAAUUGCAGAACUACAAGCACAAAUUGAAGAGCUCAAAGCUCAACUUGCCAAAAAAGAGGAGGAGCUGCAGGCUGCAUUAGCACGAGGAGAUGAUGAGGCAGUACAGAAGAAUAACACUCUGAAGCAGGUUAGAGAACUGCAAGCUCAAAUUGCAGAAUUGCAAGAGGACCUUGAGUCUGAGAAAGCAGCACGUAAUAAGGCAGAAAAACUCAAGAGAGACUUAAGUGAAGAGCUGGAGGCAUUGAAAACCGAACUGGAAGAUACACUGGACACCACUGCUGCCCAGCAGGAACUCAGGACCAAACGGGAACAGGAGGUAGCAGAACUGAAGAAGACUAUUGAAGAUGAGACAAAGAACCACGAAGCUCAGAUCCAGGAAAUAAGACAGAGACACGGCACCGCACUGGAGGAGCUGUCAGAGCAGCUGGAGCAGGCUAAAAGAUUCAAAUCCAACCUAGAAAAGAAUAAACAAACCCUGGAGAGUGAUAACAAGGAACUGGCCAGUGAAGUGAAGCAACUGCAGCAAGCCAAAUCUGAUUCUGAGCACAAAAGGAAGAAACUGGAAAGCCAGAUGCAAGAGGCAUUAGCCAAAGGAGCAGAAAGUGAGAGGAUGAGGACUGAGACUGCAGAGAAAUCUCACAAACUACAGGCUGAACUGGACAAUAUCACUGCUCUGUUGGAGGAGGCUGAGAAGAAGGGUAUCAAAGCAGCUAAAGAUGCUACAAGCUUGGAGUCCCAGCUGCAGGAUACACAGGAGCUUCUUCAGGAGGAGACCCGUCAGAAGCUUAACCUGACCAGCCGUAUUCGGCAGCUUGAAGAAGAGAAAAAUAACCUGCAAGAGCAGCAGGAGGAAGAGGAGGAAGCACGCAAGAACCUUGAGAAGCAGGUUGCAACACUUCAGGCCCAGCUAAUUGAAACAAAAAAGAAAGUAGAAGAUGAUAUUGGAGUGAUGGAAGGUCUAGAAGAGAUAAAAAAGAAGCUACAGAAGGAUGUGGAGAGUGUCACUCAGAGGUUAGAGGAGAAGGCAAUGGCUUUUGACAAAAUGGAGAAGACCAAGAACCGACUGCAACAGGAACUCGAUGACCUCAUGGUAGAUCUGGACCACCAGAGGCAAAUUGUUUCUAACCUUGAGAAAAAGCAGAAGAAAUUCGAUCAGAUGCUUGCAGAAGAGAAAAAUAUUUCUGCUCGCUGUGCCGAGGAGAGAGACAAAGCUGAAGCUGAGGCUCGGGAGAAAGAGACAAAGGCUCUUUCACUGGCACGGGCACUAGAUGAAGCAUUGGAGGCCAAAGAGGAAUUUGAGAGGCUUAAUAAGCAGCUCCGCUCCGAGAUGGAAGAUCUUAUGAGCUCCAAAGAUGAUGUUGGAAAGAAUGUCCAUGAGCUGGAGAAGUCUAAGCGCACACUUGAACAGCAAGUCGAGGAGAUGCGAACUCAGCUCGAAGAACUUGAGGACGAACUUCAAGCCACUGAAGAUGCAAAGCUUCGUCUAGAGGUCAACAUGCAGGCCAUGAAGGCCCAGUUUGAUCGGGACCUCCAAACCCGUGAUGAGCAGAAUGAAGAGAAAAAGAGAGCACUGGUUAAGCAGGUGCGAGAAAUGGAGUCUGAAUUGGAGGAUGAGCGUAAGCAGAGGGCAUUAGCCAUGGCUACAAAAAAGAAAUUGGAAAUGGACCUCAAAGAUAUGGAAGGUCAGAUUGAAGCUGCCAACAAAGCACGGGAUGAAGCUGUGAAGCAGCUGCGAAAACUACAGGCCCAGGUUAAAGACUAUCAGCGAGAGCUAGAAGACGCCCGUGCCUCAAGAGAGGACAUCUUUGCUCAGUCUAAAGAGAAUGAGAAGAAGCUUAAGAGCCUAGAGGCAGAGAUCCUGCAGCUACAAGAGGAUCUGGCUGCCUCUGAGAGAGCCCGGCGCCAUGCAGAACAAGAGCGAGAUGAAUUGGCUGAUGAGAUUUCCAACAGUGCAUCUGGAAAGUCUGCUUUACUUGAUGAAAAAAGACGCCUUGAGGCUCGAAUUGCCCAACUUGAGGAAGAGCUUGAGGAGGAGCAAAGCAACAUGGAGCUCCUGAAUGACCGCUUCCGUAAGACCACCAUGCAGGUCGACACGCUAAACACCGAACUGGCUGGUGAGCGCAGUGCUGCACAAAAGAGUGAAAAUGCACGGCAGCAGCUAGAGAGGCAAAACAAAGAGCUGAAAUCCAAGCUUCAGGAGCUGGAGGGCUCUGUAAAAUCCAAGUUCAAGGCCACAAUUGCAACCCUGGAGGCCAAGAUUGCCCAGCUGGAGGAACAAAUGGAGCAGGAAGCCAAGGAGAGAGCUGCUGCCAACAAGCUGGUCCGCCGUACAGAGAAGAAGCUCAAAGAAGUUUUCAUGCAGGUUGAAGAUGAGCGCCGACAUGCAGACCAAUAUAAAGAGCAGAUGGAGAAGGCAAACUCUCGAAUGAAGCAGCUAAAGCGCCAGCUGGAGGAGGCAGAAGAGGAGGUGACGAGGGCAAAUGCUUCUCGUCGCAAGCUGCAAAGAGAGCUUGAUGACACCACAGAGGCCAGUGAGGUCCUGAGUCGUGAGGUCAACACGUUAAAAAACAGACUAAGGCGUGGUGGACUCCUGUCCUUUUCGACUAGCCGUUCUGGGAGACGACAGCUGCAGAUUGAAGGGGAUCUGUCUGAUGACGACACAGACAGCAAAGUCAGCGAUCUCAAUGAGACCCAGAAGAGCACCCAGGCAGAAUAAGAGCCAUUACUACUCCACCCCGUGUCCUGCCAGGUGCAACUUGCAAAGCAUAGCAGGAGGACAGCCGCCUGCUCCAUCCAGCACAUUUACCUGACUGCCUUACUUUGUUUGCAUUGGCAAGCGGCAAGACUACGGACGGCAUUGAAGUAACCCGUCUUCAUAGUGUAGCCUUGGCAUCCUGUACUCUGCUUCAAGAUUUGUGUCCUAGUGCCGUUUAAAAUGAUAUGUAAAAUAGGUAAAAACCAAUCCAUGUGUCACAUAUGCGCAGCGAGAAGCCAUUAUUUAGAGCAGGAACAUCGACUGUUGACAACUUUAAUGUGUACAGGGUUACUGUGCAGUGUUUGAGUAGACCGUAAAAUGAAGCACCCGACCCAAACAGCUCGGGUAUUAAUAAAAAAAAAGCAUUUGUGUUCCACACCCCAGCAGAUAAAAAAAAAUAAAUCUAGUAGUGGAUGUCAUGCAGUCAUCUUCUAGGACUUAAAGCGCCAUUUAAAGGAAUGAAUUCGGUGAAACGUGUACCAUUGAAACACAGAAGCAAGAAAAAGGUAACAAUGUCGCACCUUUGUGUAGUCGAGCCGUAGCUUUCCAGCGAGAUCUGAACUUCCGCUCGUGGCUGUUCCUCCAGUCCUCCUCUCAAUUUUUGCUUUUCUAAAAGAGCCAAGCUUAGCAUUUCAGAGCCCAGUGUGUUCAGUUGGGUAUUUUCUAUGGAAGCAGAAAUAAUCAACCGAAAUAAAAUGUACAGACAGACAAGGUAUGGAGAUUAUUUUCAUAUAUAUAUUUUUUUUUUUUAAACUUUAUUUUCAUUCCUUUUUCUGCAGAACAGAACAAAACUCCUUCUCACGUUCAGAGCCUACUUUUAAAAGUGCCUUAGAUGCUGCUAAGAGAGCAUUCUAGUGAAUAUCUUCAUGUAUCUAUCCUGGCAUGUACGCUUAAUAUUAUGAAGGCAGAGGUGCUCUCCGCUCGUCUGUCGCAUGCAGUUUGAGCACCGCUGUCCGCCGUGACUUACGUGAAAUCAGUGUUAUUAAUUCUGCCUCACUACGCCUUCCACUUUGGGGGGGGGGGAAAGGGCAGAAACCCGUUUUGUCAUUUUUGGUUCAAAGCUUUAACCUUCCUCAUGUAGUUACUUCACUGAACUGGCAACUGAAAACCAGACCUGCAACUAUGAAGAUAUCCAGUUAUUUCUUAUCAAUCUGUAUUUCUAGGUAACAAUUGAUUAUUUUGUAAAGAGACAAUAAAACAUUCAUAGAACCUAAA